UGCGUUCUUUCUUUUGGGGAGAAAUGACAGAUGGGUGCCAAUGACCGGAAGCGAUGCAGGAUGAGCUCAGAAAGGUGGAGCUGUUGGCAUGGGUUGCACACUUGCGCUACAUGAACUGGCUCUGCAGCGAUCCAUUUGUGCAGAGUGUCACGCUCUCCUGCUUUGGCGCGGAAUUGAUACUUUGCCGCGGACGGGGUUCGGUCAGUCUUUUUACGCCCUUCCCGAGGGAGCUUCACCGUCUCUAAAGAGCGUCCUGCGGCAUUUUGCCGUGGAGGUGUCUGAAAGCAAUUUGGCUUUGCCACGGCUUCUCACCGCUUGCAGCGCAGCACGCUUGGGUCAGGGAGAUCCACUUGAUGUGGCAGUGUGUUUUGCUGCACUUUGCAGAGCGCUAAACAUCCGUGCCCGGCUGGUGCGCAGCUUUUGGCUUGGGCCUGCCCAGGGUGCGUCUAUCGCUGCUCAACAAUUGGAAAAACCAUCGCAGCAGCUCUGGCAACGGCUUACGAAAGGUGGCCUCAGUGAUGAGAAAGCACUAAGCAUUGCCUUAGAGAUCGAAGCCACAGGAAGCUGCGUUGCAGAGACUUCUCUUUUGGCUUAUGCAGGUGCAGUGCACAAAAGAGAUGAAAAGAACUGCGCAAACAUCACCUGUUGGGUGGAAUGCUUUGAUGUCGAAACUGGAGAUUGGCUUGCCGUGGACACUGUGGGCCCUUUUCUAGCUGCGGCGCCGGUGGGUUUGUGGAUGCGCCCAGAUGCUACAUGGAUUUGCGCAGCCGAUGAUGCCUUGCAAGGGCAGGACUUUUGUGAGCUCACAGACCAGACCGAGCGGUAUGUAAGCAGGGCCUACCUCCGACGACGGCAAGCUUUGGGCAACUGGGACACCUUGCAGUUCUGGUGGCAAGCAGUGCUUCGAGAUUUGUCUGGAGAUGUGAAUCACGUGAGAUGUCAAUCAGUUCAACCAAAGGCGCGGCCAAAGGCGCGGCCAAAGGCGCCAAAGGAGCGGCCAAAGAUGCCGCAGAGGGCUUCGAAGGUGCAAAAGAAGCUGAAGGUGAUUGGCGCCAGACGUUCAGCCCACAGAAAACGCAAAUUAAAAACUACUGGGAUGACUGGAUUUCCGAGUAUCGAGCCUUUCAAGACAAAUGCACUUAAACUGCAGGAGUUCAUCAAGAGCUGUGGCCUACUUCCCUGGCCCAAAAGCGAAAAUCCGGAGGAGCGCAUGCUUGGCCGCUUCUUGCAGAAUGUGAAAACUCUGAAAGCACGAGGUAGGCUCAAAGCCUUUGUGCUUGAAUGCCUUUUCUCGCGUUGUCCACUGUGGCAUGACAUGGUCGAGGCAGUCCCAGUGGUACCUACAGCUCCGAUCGAGUUUGAGACAGAGGAGACCGAGGAACCGAGGUCGGAAAGGUCUGCCACCAGAUUCUCUUGGGUCCGCGCAAGUUUGGGCCUGGCCCGGUGCAAAAGUGCCGAUGAGCGGCGUGCUCUGCUCAGGAAGAUGCAGCUAGAUUUUCAUCCAGACAAAAACUUGGAAAAUCCGGAAGAUGUACGGCCAAUGUUCGAUUUCGUGCAAUCCAUGUGGGAGAGGGAGUUCCGCAAUGAGUCUGUGAGGCAGGGAUGUGACUGUGAAGAACUCUUGAAGCUGACAGUAUUAGCUAACAGGCUUUCAGCACUAUUGAACAGACUGUUAUAUACCGUGUUAAAUUUGUGGCACACCCAUCAAGCUGUUUUCGCCUCGUCUUUCUUUUUCUCAGUUGGUUUCGAAACCGCACGCCUGGACUACCUGCUGGUGCUUUAGCCGAUGCUUCACAGGAUGAAACCCAAACAUUUGUGCAAUUGCAUCACUUCCAUCUAUGCAUUCGAGGCCUCUUUGAGUCAAAACAUGCCGAAACACAUGACAACCAACGACCCCAUCGAAGGACACAGACUUUCGAGACUGUCCGCAUCACGUCAUCGAAGGUAAGACUUGAUUCGACCGGGAUGAGGUUGAAGCAGGAGAGGGAUGACGGUAUUCUACCGCAGAACGUGCAUGCUUUGCGGCUAACUGGGGCGGAGUGGCCAAGUGCAAGGCAGCGCUUUUUACAGGAAGAAUGGGGCAAUGCAGAAAAA
Messenger RNA from Durusdinium trenchii, 2094 nucleotides. Lineage: Eukaryota; Dinophyceae; Suessiales; Symbiodiniaceae. The record is from the annotation of a GenBank genome assembly.